AUGGGGACGACAGAUAUCCAUGUGAUACCACCAGGGGGAACUAGAGCAAGAGGUACUCCUAUUCAACCCAAUGUACCUCGUUUCGGAACUGCUGACCCCACGUAUGGAAUGCCGUAUUCCUUGAUGGUCGGAAGUGAGUCGACAUCAAAUCCUGCUUUGGUGUCGGAUGCACAAAUAUCCACACCAGGUGCCCAAAACAGGGAAAACCAGGUGCAGGAAUUAGCAGAUUUGAAUAGACAGGUGGUCGAUCAACUCACUCGACUAUGCAACUACCUGGGGGAACCUCAGACGACUAGUCGACAACCCCCUCAAGUUCAUAGGCAGGUGGUUGUGCACACACCUUUAGAAGAAGAUUCAUUAGAUGAAGAAAUAGUACCACAGAAUCAAAUCCCUAGGUGGCGAUCAAAUCUAGGUGGAGUACGAGGGAGACAACAGGUUGUGAUGGUAGGUCGACAACAGGAUGCUGAUCAAUUUGUUGAGCAAUAUCAACAGGAACAGGCGGCCAAGGAGAAUAACCUUACUACAAUGAUCGAAAGGAUUAUGUCUAGAAACGGAAUGAACACUCCACUACAAAGGUCGACAUAUUCUUCCCCGUUAGCUGAAUACAUUGUACAGACAGAGAAUCCUAGGGGCUGGAAAAUACCUAAGUACACCAAGUUCGGAGGAGAAACUGGAGAAUCGACAGUCGAGCAUAUUGCCAGAUAUUUAACUGAAUCAAGAGACAUGGCGAAUAACGAAAGUCUCAGAGUUAAGCAUUUUCCAUCAUCUCUUACAAAGGCAGCGUUCACCUGGUUCACUACAUUACCCCCAAACUCUGUCAACUCAUGGCCAAAAUUGGAAAAACUUUUCCAUGAGCAGUUUUAUGAGGGCCAUUCGAAAAUCAGUCGGGUCAAACUAUCUCACUACAACACGCGUGGGCUUUAA
Molecule: messenger RNA, 924 nt
Organism: Vicia villosa (hairy vetch)
Lineage: Eukaryota; Viridiplantae; Streptophyta; Magnoliopsida; Fabales; Fabaceae
Exons: 2
Coding region: 1-924 (307 amino acids)
Source: RefSeq, a predicted model, not a curated record